AUGAAUAAUGCGUUCUGGAGCAGUAUGAAAGUUGUUUUGAAAGUGUUCAGCCCAUUAGUGAAAGUUCUAAGGCUGGCACAUGGAGAAAGGAUUCAUUCUCUUGGGUUUAUUUAUGGUGAGAUUCUAUCAGCGAAAGAGUCUAUCAAGGAAGCCACAGAGCAUGCUGAGAGGAGUUAUGAACCUAUAUUGAAGAUUGUUGAGGAGAAAAUGAAAAGUCGAUUAGACACACCUCUACACAUUACUGCAUACUUCCUUAAUCCUUUCUACUUUUACAAAGACCCGGAUUUAUAUAACAAUGAAGUUAUGCAAACAUUCAUUGCUUGUGUAGAGACAUUCUACCAUAGAGACUUUGAGAAGCAGAACUUAGUUGUCAACCGUGAAGUUAAUCUUUACAAGAGCAAAAGUGGUUCUUUUGGCUGCACUUUGGCAAGAAAAGGAUGUGAAAAGAAAGAUGAAAAUUUUGAUCCAGGGAAUUGGUGGGCAACUUAUGGCUGCGAAAUGCCACAUUUGAGAAGGCUUGCGACUAGGAUCCUUGCUUUAACAUCUAGCUCUUCUGUUGAAGAUUGGCUUCUCGAUCGCAAUGAAGAGGUAGAUGAAGAUGUUCCUUUGGUGCCAACUUCACAAGCUCCACAGGCCAGAGUUCUGUAUGAUGAUGAUUUCGAAUCCGAUGAAGAGGAAGGUGGAGGCAUGGAGUUUCAAUCAGAUUACUAUCCUGAAGAUCCUGUGUUUCGCGACCUACCAUUCGCUUAG
Molecule: messenger RNA, 750 nt
Organism: Microthlaspi erraticum
Lineage: Eukaryota; Viridiplantae; Streptophyta; Magnoliopsida; Brassicales; Brassicaceae
Source: the annotation of a GenBank genome assembly